Messenger RNA from Mytilus trossulus (common blue mussel), 1362 nucleotides. RefSeq lists its product as uncharacterized. The record is from RefSeq and is a predicted model, not a curated record. Bases 1 to 1362 code for a protein of 453 amino acids. The transcript has a single exon. Lineage: Eukaryota; Metazoa; Mollusca; Bivalvia; Mytilida; Mytilidae.
AUGUCUACAUUCCACAAAUCAUCACCGUUAGAUGAUAUUGAUCAAAUACUUCAAUAUAUUGGUGAAAACAUUCACACCGCUAUAAAAGACAGAAAAAGAAAUCUUACCGAAAUACGACAACAGAAAGAAAUUUUAUUAAAAGAGGUAAACAAGAAAAGACAAGAAAUGAACGACUUGCUGGACCAUUUGGAAAAAACAUUACUUCAACAAUUGUCGGAAGUAGAACAGGAAAGUCAUAAACAAAUGGAGGUUGUUAUUAAAGACCUGGAAGAACGAAGAAGCAAAAUCAUUCAACUUCAAAGCGAUGUUGCACUUAUCAAAGAAAGCGCAUCCAGCCUACAGAUUUUCAUGGGAAUAAGAGAACUAAAAGAAUCUACCUCGUCUGAAGAGAAGCACAUCAAAUCAUUACAUUGUAGUGGCAGUUUAAACAACAUCACUAUAGAAUGUAUAUUUGAUAAUCAACUCAAAGCCCUUAUCGAGAAUACUAAGAAUCUUGGAAAGGUAGAGGUGAAAAACGCCGAAACUGAAAUAUCCUUUUCCUGGGUUGGUGAUAAAUCAGCACAACUGAUUUCUCCACGUCAAAUAAUAAAACCAAUAAAAGAUAUUCAGGUUAAACAAGUGCACAGUAUAAGUACACGUUGUCAAAUCACUGGUUGUGUAAUUUUACCGACUGGUAAAAUAUUAUUAUCCGAUUAUAACAACGGCAUAUUAAAAUAUGAUAACAAUGGAGGCUUUGAGUCUAGGAUAUCUAUCAAAUCGUCUCGUGCAUUUAGUCUGGCGGUUGUGGAUGAACAUACAGUUCUUUUAUCAAGUGGUGGAUGGGUGAAAGGCCUAUUUCUUCUCGAUAUCAACAGUGGUAGCAUAGUCAAGACUGUCAAUCAGCGUAAUUGGUUUUUUUAUGGUGUUAGUUUCCAAAAUGGAUCAUACAUAGUUUGUACGCAUUUUAACGGAGUUAAAAUCCUUAGUACGUCACAAGGAAGCGUAACCAACGUUAUUAGUCUUUCUGGGGUUGACGGAAGUAAUUCUUAUAUUGCAUCCUGUCAAAAUCUUAUCGUUCAUUCAGGUUUCAAUUCUGAUGCCAUUACAUGUUUUAACUUCAAGGGUGAAUUACUCUGGACAUACAAAGCCUCUACCCUAAGAAAACCAUGCGGUAUCACCUUCGAUUCUGAUUCCAAUAUCUAUGUUGCCGGUUCUGCAUCAAACAAUAUAGUGCUGAUAUCGCCAGAUGGGAUGAAUGCUAAGCAGCUUUUAGAUUCUAGCCAUGGAAUAUUAGAUCCCCGUGCAAUUUACUUUGAUAAAAAAGAUAACGUUUUGUUAGUGGCAAAUUAUCAAGAAUCUGCCUAUGUUUACGGGGUUUCGUAA